Molecule: messenger RNA, 5497 nt
Organism: Raphanus sativus (radish)
Lineage: Eukaryota; Viridiplantae; Streptophyta; Magnoliopsida; Brassicales; Brassicaceae
Exons: 15
Coding region: 1512-5285 (1257 amino acids)
Biological process (GO): protein deubiquitination
Molecular function (GO): cysteine-type deubiquitinase activity
Source: RefSeq, a predicted model, not a curated record
UUCGAUUCUUCAAAAACAGAGAGAGAGAGAGAGAGUGUGUGUGAUUAUGCAGAGACUCGUGCUGCUUGAUUUUCUGUUUACCUAUACAUAAUUUGUUCACUACAAUCACGAAGAUGAAGGUUGUUCAAAGCUUCACACUAAUUUCGAUUUUAUUUAUCCUCCCAAAUCGGUAACGCACACAAGGUGUUCGAUACAAUUUCCCAAUGACAAUGCGCAAGAUGUUUGUUUUCUCAUCACCCGCACUGUCACGUGCCUCUCACGUGAUAAAAGCGAGCAUAUUCUAUAGGUGUCAAAUGGGCGGGUCGUCCAUUGGUCGUCCACGUCCAUAUUUAAAUGGACUUAAUAUGGACAUACCCAUUUUUUCCAUGGGUUAUGAAUGGACAAAAUAUGGAUGACCAUUUAAAAAAUGGUCUUUACGGGUUUUGGGCUUCAUGGACAUGGAUUGUCCAAUGGACAAAAAAAUUUAGGGUUUCAAAAAAAAAGAGUUUUCCCACCAAAACCGAGAAAUCAGAUUUUUUCGUCAAAACCGGGAAAUCGAAUUUUCUCUGUCAAAACCGUAAAAUCUCAAAAACUGUAAAAUCGGAUUUUUCCGCGAAAAUUGAGAAAUCAGGUUUUCCCGCCAAAAUCGGAAAAUCGAGUUUCCGCUAAAACCGUAAAAUCUCCAAAACCGUAAAAAGCGAGUUUUCCCGCCAAAAUCGAAAAUUGGAUUUUCUGCCAAAACCGGGAAAUCGAGUUUUCCCGCCAAAAUCGGGAAAUUGAGUUUUCCGCUAAAACUGUAAAAUCGCCAAAACCGUAAAAUCGGGUUUUCCCCCAAAACCGGGAAAUCGAGUUUUCUUCCAAAAUCGGGAAAUCGAGUUUUCUUCCAAAAUCGGGAAAUUGAGUUUUCCGCUAAAACCGUAAAUUCGCCAAAACCGUAAAAUUGGGUUUUCCCCCAAAACCGGGAAAUCAAGUUUUCUCCUAAAAUCGGAAAAUCGAGUUUUCUCCCAAAAUCGGGAAAUCGAGUUUUCCCGCCAAAAUCGGCAAAUCGAGUUUUCCGCUAAAACCGCAAAAUCGCCAAAACUGUAAAAUCGGGUUUUCCCCCAAAACCGAGAAAUCGGGUUUUCUCCCCAAAACCAGAAAAUCGAGUUUUCCCGUCAAAACCGUAAAAUGGAGUUUUCCCGCUAAAACCAUAAGUUUUUAGAUUGAAAUUAAAAAUUUUCAUAAAUGGUCACUAAUGGAUCCCAUGGCAACCCAUAUAAAUAUGGGUUCUGAUGGACAUGGUUUUUAAUGGAUUGAUCCUUAAUGGACAUGGUCGCUCUGUGUCCACAAACUAUAAAUGGACAAACGGAUAUGGGUUAAUGGACAUGGGCUUUCCCAUUUGACAGCUCUAGCAUAUUCUCUCCCUUGCUGUUAUGUUCGUUGAUUUUCCCGCCUUCACUCUUAACAACUCUCUCUCUCUCUCUCUCUCUCAAGAAGCAAAAUCAAAACUUGGAGAUCAAGAAACCGAAAGAAAACCUUGAGAAUCGCUCGCUAUGGAGUCUUCUCUGUUCAAAGACGACGAAGAAGGCGCAGAGCUCUUCUGCAACGCUAAAGAUCUAAUCGCCAAAGGAGAUCACAGCAAGGCCCUGGAGUUAAUCGAAGAUUUGUUAUUAUUCUACGCACAAGAAGAGGGCUCAUCGCUUCUCCACAAAGAACAAGCUAGAAUCUUCUCGAAGCUAUCACGAGCAGCAGCAGAGAGCCCUAACUUGUCGUUCACGUACCUAUUGGCUUCAGUGUCAUGCUAUUCCGAAGAUGUGAAUCUCUCGCGGCUCUGCGCAGAAAGACUCCACGAUCUGGCUCAGCGCCUUGGGUCAGUCUUGUACUACAAGGAAUGCGUUCGCAUAGGAAAACAGGCUUUGUAUGUUUCUCACCGAGACAACAACAACGUUGCUCAAAACGAGUUGUUGCGUGGCCUAGAAGAACAGAGGAGGAAAGGGUUGGAGCGUGUGAUCAAAGAUGCAGAGUUCUGGAUAGUUGAAUCCAAGACUGAAUCUAUCAGAAGCGAUGAGGCAAAGUUUGUAGAGGCAAAGAGAAGUCCAGAGCCGGUUAAGGAUGAUGAGGUUAAUAAAGGACUGAGGUUGUUUUGGAUUGGUUUGGAUGUUAAGAUCAAAAGGGAGUUAAUGAGAGUAAACAUUGAGAAGCUUAAGGGGUUUGUACAUAACAGUGAGGGUUCACUAGAGGCUUUGGAGAAAGUUCUCGCUUAUGCUAAGGAACACAAAAGGUGGACAACAUGGGUGUGUCGAACUAUAUGCUCGGCGGAUUUCUCUAGUGCUGAAGAAUGUAAGGCUCAUCUUGAACAACAACAUGCUGCAGAUUUUAAGCCUGAGUUGGAAAAAGAUGUGGUCAUUAGGUUAGGGAGAAAAUGGGCUCAUAAGAUACAGUGUGGAGGUUGGGAGCCAGUGGACACAGUAGCUGCCGUUGAAAUGAUCAAAACUCAGCUGGAAGAUGUGAAAGCGUUUACAUCUGAAUCUAGGAAGAAGGGAUGGUCUAACCAAUGGCCUUUGGCUGCAGAUGAAGAGCGAAGUGGUUUACUCAAGGAAGUUAAACUACUCCUUGUGUCGCUCUCUGAGCAUCAGAUUCUCUCUUGCAGCAUUCGAGACUGGGUGAUGCGUUUUCCUGUUACGCAUCUUAGAAAACUUCAAGUUUCAGAAGAGAGUAUUAACGAUUGUCACAUAGUGGAAACACCACAGAGCAUAUGUUUUCUUGAACGUUAUGAGCUCAGUCAGAUCCGAGCGUUUCUAAAAACCAUCAAGUGUGAAAGGCAUGAUGGUAUAGAACAAGUUUGCAGAGCAGUGGACAGUGUUUUGGAUAAUAUUCGAAUCAAAGAAAGUAUCGAACUCGACGAGCAGUUUUCAUUGCUGCUUCUGGAUAAAAGACUGUUGAAAAGCAGUAGUGCUCCAUUUGAUGAUGACGGGAAAAUCAAAUUCAUUAAAGAUCCUGAUGUUCACUACGCCAAGGCACAGCCUAACGGCGAUGAUAUCAUAUCCUGGUUAGGUAACUGCUCUUCAGUGGAUAAAAGCUUUCCAAAACCUAUCAGGGAAUACAAUCUAGAUACAUGGGUGGCUGUUAUGAGAGCUGUUCAGUACACAUGUAGAGCACUGAGAACCAAAUAUGCAAAGAAAGGGCAUGUGUUAGAGUACGAAGCAGCUCUUACUUUCGUUCAGAACUUGUGUAACCUUGAAGAUGAAAGAAGAAAGAUUGUUGGGGAGGAUCAAAAGAAAAGCUAUGCAUCUCUUCUCUGUGAUAGAUGUGAAGAGAGAGUCCCAAAAGAAAAAAAUUCCCUCACUGCAAGAUUGUUCUUGUGUGCAGUACGAGAUGUUUUCGAGGGAGGAUGGGAUCCGACGUUUGACUUAGAAGAUUGCAUGAGUCGUAUACGUGAGGGUAAAGAUCUCAGAGAUGAAAUAGUGUUGAAGUACAUAGAACUUCUGAAAUCAGCGGUCACCGAAAAGGUUCUGCAGAUCGAUGCAAAGAUACUGCUGAUUGAUAAUUCAAGAGUUAGAUUGUUAGACAAGCUCACAAGCCUUUCUGCUUUUGACAACCGCACUUAUAUGCUUCAACUGAUAAAACCUUUCUUGCUGAAUGAGAUUGUAAAUAUGGAAUCAAAAGCCAAGUCAGAUGCAGCGAAAGCAGCAGAAGCAGAUCUUUUACUCCAAGAGGAGAAGAUGUCACAGGCAAAAGAGAAGAAAGCUAAAAAAACAAAGAUAACUUCAACGAGCAUGGCUAGUCUUGUUGAUAAGACUGUUAAACAUGAACCUUCUGUCAAACUUGAACCGGAAGAAGAUGCUAAGGAACCAGAAAGAGGUCGAUUGGAAACUUCAUCCAACACUGACAUUCAAGUGGAAGCUACUACAGUUGACCGUGAUGAUAUGAAAAACAUGCCUGGAGAAGAUUCAUUGUCGAAACAUUUGGAGUCGUCCCUUGAAGGAGGUGCAGCCAGAUAUAAUUCAGCUAUUGACAUGACGCUAAAGAAUGAGAUUUUAAAUAUGGAAACCAAAGCCAAGUCAGAUGCAGCAGAAGCAGAUCUUUUACUCAAAGGGAAGAAGAAGUCACAGUCUAAAAAUAAGAAGAGAACUAAAAGAACUAAGAAAACUUCAACGAGCAUGGCUAGUCGUCUUGAACACAAACCUUCUGCCGACCUUGAACCGGGAGGUACAUCUCAAUCACCAAAAGCGAUGGAAGAAGAUUCCAUGGAACCAAAAUAUACUCUAGGAAGUGAAAAGGGUCAACUGGAAAUUCCAUCCAACAAUGACAUUCAAGAGGGAGCUACUAAAGUUAACAGUGGUGAUAUGCAAAACAUGUCUGGAGAAGAUUCUGUCUCUGGAAAUUUGGAGUCAGCACCCGGAGGAGCUGCAACUAGAUACAAUUCAGCUCUUGACAUGACGUUGAAAGCCCUUGUGAACAUAAACGUUUUUAAAGAAAAAGUUCCAAAGUACAAUAAGCUACCAGUUGAUGACAACCUGGAAGAACAAGCUCUAUGUGCGCUACAAAGUUUAUUCACUGCUAUUGUGUCAGAGGAAAUAAAAACUGAGGGAGUUUAUCGUCUCAUCUUGAGAGACUUACUCAUGUCUUUAAAAGAAGUUAAUUCCAUGUCGAGUGGUGCUGCUGAGGUACUUGUAACCGUCCUUGAGUCUUGGCAUUUCUGGGAAAAUUCAGAAAGAGAAAGCUUGGUGACUCGCCUUUUCACGUUGGAAGUAAAUGAAAGAAUGAGUUGUAGAAAAUGCGGAAGGAAGCCAAAUUAUCCAGAGCAGAGUUCUUAUGGAAUUGUUAUGGCUGCAGAUUCAAUCAGAGACCUUAAGUGUGCUUUUGGGGAUAUAAAGUUUGUGGAUAUCCUUAAAGUGACCCGCAUGAAAUACAAAAUGUUAUGUGACACUAAAACUGGAGGCUGUGGGACGACAAACUUUGUUCAUCACGUUAUGAGUAGAUGUCCACCUAUCUUCACAAUCGUGUUGGAAUGGGAGAAGAGUGAAACUGAAAAGGAAAUAUCAGAAACGACAAAGGCUUUGGAGUGGGAGAUAGAUAUGAGCAGGCUGUACGAAGGCUUAGAACCAAACACUAACUACCGGCUUGUGUCUAUGGUUGGUUAUAGUGAAGAAGAAGAAGAAGAAAACAUCUGUAUAGCUUAUGAAAAGAACCGGUGGGUUAAUCUCAGACGUGAGUCUUUAGCAGGAGAGGUUGUUGGUAGCUGGAAGAAUGUGGUUAGAUUCUGUGGAGAAAGGAUGAUUCGGCCAGAGAUUCUGUUCUAUGAAGCUGCACGAUCCAUGAUAUGACCUAAUAAGUUUAUAAACAUGGAAGAAACACAGAAUUGAUGUACAAAACACUGACACGAUUUGGCUCUGACAUUUGUACUUAGAAUCAUAUAUUGGGACAAGUUUCAAUAGACGACACCCAAGUGCAAGUAAUGACAUGAUAAAAGAGUACACAAUCAGUUUUUAAGCUGAUUGUUUUUUCUGAGCAUAGUAAAGAGAUAUUCUUGUGUAGA